Molecule: messenger RNA, 1449 nt
Organism: Theobroma umbraticum
Lineage: Eukaryota; Viridiplantae; Streptophyta; Magnoliopsida; Malvales; Malvaceae
Source: RefSeq, a predicted model, not a curated record
CACCUGAUAUCGUAUACCGACUUUCAUUUCCUCAUCUUCCUACUUCCUUCUCUUCAACGAUCUGCACACUUUCUUCUUCAGCUCACCCCCCAAAUCUUGAGCCCCUCAUUCGAUUCCCUGACAUUCUUGCAUUCCCAGAUUUUAAUUUCCCGAUUAUAGCCUCGAAAACGUCAUGGAUCUAGCGCCGGAAGAGCUUCAGUUCUUGUCCAUACCAGAUAUCCUAAGAGAAUCAAUUGCAAUCCCAAAAAGAUCCCCAAAAACCUUCUACCUCAUCACCUUGGCUCUUAUUUUUCCUCUCUCUUUUGCCAUUUUAGCUCACUCCCUUUUCACCCACCCAAUCUUGGCUCAACUGGAAUCCCGUCCAUUAGCCGACCCGGCCCAAACCCGUCACGAAUGGACCCUCCUCUUCAUCUUCCAGUUCUUUUACCUCAUCUUCCUCUUCGCCUUCUCUCUAUUAUCGACUGCUGCAGUUGUCUUUACAGUUGCUUCGCUCUACACAUCAAAGCCAGUCUCUUUCUCUUCAACGAUCUCAGCCAUACCCAAGGUUUUCAAGCGCCUUUUUAUAACUUUCACAUGGGUUUCUAUCUUGAUGUUUGUUUACAAUGCCCUGUUGAUUGCUUUCUUGGUCAUAUUUGUCGUAGCCAUUGAUUCCCAGAAUACCAUUUUAUCGUUCUUGGCGUUUAUGGUAAUUGUGGUGCUCUUCUUGGGUGUUCAUGUUUACAUCACGGCUCUAUGGCAUUUGGCAAGUGUGGUGUCGGUGCUUGAACCGGUUUACGGGUUUGCAGCAAUGAAGAAGAGCUACGAGUUGUUGAAAGGGAGGGUGAAGAUGGCUUUCGUUUUGGUUUUUGGAUAUUUGGCAAUUUGUGCUGUGAUUGGGGGUAUUUUCGGGAUGGUGGUGGUACAUGGAGGAGAAAGCUAUGGGGUUUUUGGGAGAAUUGUGGUCGGAGGAUUUUUGGUUGGAGUUUUGGUGAUAGUGAAUCUGGUGGGGUUGUUGGUGCAGAGUGUAUUUUACUAUGUUUGUAAGAGUUAUCAUCAUCAGGGAAUUGAUAAGAGUGCUUUACAUGAUCAUCUCGGUGGAUAUCUUGGGGAGUAUGUGCCCCUCAAGAGCAGCAUUCAAAUGGAUAACUUGGAUGCUUGAUUGAACCAGGAAGAAUUGUAUUUUGUGAAACGAUGAAGAAAGGAAAUAUCUUUCAAAUGGGUAUGUGGGAUCUUGCUGUUUAGUGCUUUUCACACAUUUGUUCCCCUCCUUUCCCCCUUCCCCUCCAUUUUAUUUUUCUUGCAAUAAAAGUUUUAGCAACUGUCUUUCCUUUCUGUUUUAGUUUUCGUAAGUGUUAAGCAUGGCUGGUUGAAUGAUAAACUUGUAUAUUAGACUGCAAAAUUUAUAUGGUAGCUGAACGAUCUUUCUUUCUCGUAUGUUUAAUGGGAAAUUAGUGUUAUUGUUGAUGCUUA